Messenger RNA from Cololabis saira (Pacific saury), 4730 nucleotides. RefSeq names its product integrin, beta 1a (gene itgb1a). Gene Ontology annotation, cellular component: cell surface; integrin complex; focal adhesion. The transcript is spliced from 17 exons. NCBI's taxonomy places the organism in Eukaryota, Metazoa, Chordata, Actinopteri, Beloniformes, Belonidae. Gene Ontology annotation, biological process: cell migration; integrin-mediated signaling pathway; cell adhesion mediated by integrin. Gene Ontology annotation, molecular function: collagen binding involved in cell-matrix adhesion; integrin binding; C-X3-C chemokine binding. The record is from RefSeq and is a predicted model, not a curated record. The coding region runs from base 324 to 2747 and encodes 807 amino acids.
CACUGGUUCCCAGCUGCAGACUGAUUUAGACCAAAGAGGAGACGUUUGUCCAGGCACCGAGGGGCCGCAGCUUUCUUUCUUCCCGAGCCUCUGGGUCCUUGUUUUUGGUGUAGAUACCCCUCCUUGGCUCGGGGUUUCUCCUCUGGUGGAAGUUAAAGGGGAAUGAGCGGCGGCGGACCGCUGCUUUGAUCUGAGUCGGAGGAGCGCGUGGCCCCCGGUGCCCACCGCGCGCCCCCGCCGCUCCUGCGCGCCCCCGCGGCUCAUCACAGGGACGCGGCUCCGCUCCUGCAUGCUGCCCCGGACCCGCGCACCAGGACAGCAAGAUGGACCUGAAACUCAUUUUGAUGACCACAUUGCUGGGAGUCUUUUAUUACUGUAAUGCUCAGAAAGAUGGGAACGAAUGCAUCAGUGCCAACGCCAAAUACUGCGGAGAGUGCAUCCAGGCCGGAGCCAAGUGUGGCUGGUGUAAAGACCCGGGCUUCCUGAACCAAGGGGAGACGGUGUCGGCCCGCUGUGAUGAAGUGCAGUCCCUGCUGAAGAGGGGCUGCGACGAGGGAAUGAUUGAGAACCCACACGGGGCAAAGAGGGUCCUCAAGAACAAGCCUGUUACAAACCGCAAGAAGUUAACAGAGCAGGCCAGGCUGAAGAAGCUGAAGCCCGAGGAGAUCACGCAGGUCCAGCCCCAAAAACUCAGCCUCACCCUGCGAUCUGGCGAGCCCCAGUCUUUUGCCUUGAAGUUCAAGCGGGCAGAAGAUUAUCCCAUUGACCUGUACUACUUGAUGGACCUGUCGUAUUCCAUGAAGGACGACUUGGAGAAUGUGAAGAACUUAGGAACCAGCCUCAUGCUGGAAAUGUCCAAGAUCACCUCUGACUUCAGAAUAGGUUUCGGGUCAUUCGUGGAGAAGACGGUCAUGCCCUACAUCAGCACCACCCCGGCCAAGCUGCUGAACCCCUGCACGGGGGACCAGAACUGCACCAGCCCCUUCAGCUACAAGAACGUGCUGAAGCUGACCAGCGACGGCAAGCUGUUCAACACGCUGGUGGGCCAGCAGCACAUCUCCGGGAACCUGGACUCCCCCGAGGGGGGAUUCGACGCCAUCAUGCAGGUGGCCGUGUGCGGGGAGCAGAUCGGCUGGAGGAAUGUGACUCGUCUGCUGGUUUUCUCCACCGACGCUGGCUUCCACUUCGCUGGAGACGGCAAACUGGGGGGCAUCGUUCUGCCUAACGACGGAAAGUGUCACUUGGAGAACAACAUUUACACAAUGAGCCACUAUUACGACUAUCCCUCCAUCGCUCACCUGGUCCAGAAGCUGAGUGACAACAACAUCCAGACCAUCUUCGCCGUCACAGAGGAGUUCCAGCCCGUUUACCAGGAGCUGAAAAACCUGAUACCAAAGUCCGCAGUCGGGACUCUGUCUGCCAACUCCAGCAACGUGAUCAACCUUAUCAUAGACGCCUACAAUUCCCUCUCGUCAGAAGUGAUCCUGGAGAACAGCAAGCUGCCAGAGGGAGUGACCAUCGCGUACACGUCCCACUGCAAGAACGGCGUGGUUAGUGAAGGGGAAAGUGGACGCAAGUGCUCCAACAUCUCCAUCGGAGACGAGGUCAAAUUCAACAUUAGCAUCACGUCUAAGGGCUGUCCAAAAGAAGGCAAGUCUGAGACCAUUAAGAUAAAGCCUCUGGGGUUCACGGAAGAGGUGGAAGUUACCCUGAACUUCAUCUGUGAGUGCGAAUGCCACAAGGAGGGUAUUAUAAACAGUCCAAAGUGUCACUUUGGUAACGGGACCUAUGAGUGUGGAGCCUGCAAGUGUAAUGAAGGCCGGGUGGGCAGACAGUGUGAGUGCAGCAGCAACGAAGUGGCCACAGAGGACAUGGACCGCACCUGCCGCAAAGAGAACAGCACCGACAUCUGCAGCAACAACGGCGAAUGCGUGUGCGGCACGUGUGAGUGCAAGAAGAGAGACAACCCGGAGGAGAGGUACAGCGGCCAGUACUGCGAGUGUGACAACUUCAACUGCGACCGUUCAGGAAACAAGCUAUGUGGAGGACACGGACGCUGUGAGUGCAGAGUGUGCCUCUGCGAGCCCAUGUGGAGCGGCAGCGCCUGCGACUGCUCCCUGGACAACCGCACGUGCAUCGCCAGCAACGGCCAGAUCUGCAACGGCAGAGGAGCAUGCGACUGCGGCAGCUGCAAGUGCACGGACCCCAAAUUCCAGGGACCCACGUGUGAAGCCUGCCCCACCUGCCCGGGAGUCUGUAUUGAGCACAAAGAAUGUGUGGAGUGCCUGGCGUUUGGGACCGGAGAAAAGAAGGAUAAGUGUGAGGAAGAGUGCAGCACCUUCAAAGUGAUUAAAGUGAAGGACAGGGACAAGCUGCCCCAGCCCAACGACGCCAACUACCCGGUGAUGCACUGCAAGGAGCGGGACGCCAACGACUGCUGGUUCUACUACACGUACGCCGUCAACAACACGGAGAAGGAGGUCCAUGUGGUGGAAAAGCCGGAGUGCCCCUCCGGUCCGGACAUCAUCCCCAUCGUGCUGGGCGUGGUCGCCGGCAUCGUCCUCAUCGGCCUGGCCCUGCUGCUCAUCUGGAAGCUGCUCAUGAUCAUCCACGAUAGGAGGGAGUUCGCCAAGUUUGAGAAGGAGAAGAUGAAUGCCAAAUGGGACACGACAGAAAACCCCAUUUACAAGAGUCCGAUCAAUCAGUUCCAGAACCCAAACUACGGACGUAAAGCUGCUGCUCUUUAAGGUGAAAAUCCAAUCUACAAAAGUGCUGUCACGACUGUGGUCAAUCCCAAAUACGAAGGCAAAUGAUGGCAGUGUGGCUUCACGUGGACUCGCCCAUCCAGCUAUUUGACAGCUGCAGGAUUCCCCGCUGACAUGGGCUUCAGCGGGAGCACGUGGUGCAAAAAAUCGUUUUUGUCGCUUGAUCGUUAUAAUGUAUCACCUGGCCACUGCAUCUUUUAUUUUUACUAACACUCACAAUUUAUAUGCAUUUGUUGUUUUUUUUAGAUGUACAGUAUACAGUUUGUGUAUAUACUUUUAAGUUGCAUAUUUGCAGAAGAUUGUCUUUUUUUCAUCCCAAUGAACUGGCAUGGGCAGAUGAUUUCUUUUUUUGCUCGUAUUUUAACAACAUAUGGUGGAAAAUCCGGAUGCAUAAAACGUGCGCAAAACUUGUUAAGCCUCUAAAUGUCUACGCUGGUGCUUGAUCAGUUGCUGACGUGUGAAUUUCUCGUGUACCAGACAGAACCUGAGUUUAAUAAUAGCUAUGUCAUAUCUGUAUGUGUAUAUAGGAAACAAUAGGAACUUAAUGAACAAUAAUGAGCAUUGACCUUAAAUUGGCGACUGAUGGUAAAUCACAGCACGUUAUGCGGUGGUUGUAAUUUCUAAUUUAGAAAAUAACAAUAUUUUUAAGAUUUUAUUGGACUUUUAUUGACUACUGUUGUCUGUCAUAAGUACAAAUAUCAGAUGAAGGAAGAUAUCAACUAUCAUUAUUUGUAUUGUGAAUAUAUUAUGAUAAAAAGAGAUAUAUACUGCAAAAGUAAUAUGAUGAAGCUGUCGCUAUGAUGAACAAUCAAAGGAUUUGUGUAGUUUUGAUACAAAUGAAUUAUUGUUUCUGCAGUUGCUUUGACUCUCAGGUCUCUUCCUGUGUUCUUUGUCAAGUACACCAAAAAUAUGUUUGCUCACCGCUUGUUUGUUGACCAUGAACUCAUGUGUUGUCAGUUGUUGGUUUUAUUGUUUUUUUGACUGUAGGACUGAAGCCUGAGUGUUUGUUGAGACGUCACAAGAAUCACCUCUGAAUUAUGCUCACACACCCAAAAGUACCACACGCAGGCCUUUACAGUGUUGUUUUCAAAGUGCCUUUUCUUUCAAUACCACGUUUCUCUAAAUGCUGUUCGUGAGAUAUUUAUUAAAUAUAGAACAACAACAAAAAAGGAAGAAACACUGUGUUGCUUCUCUGUGUGUGGCCAGUUUGACUUUACAGGAAUGUUUUCAGUCUAAUUUGGGGAUGGUGAAACUGAGACUGUACAUAAAGUAGUGUCAAUGAUGAGAAAACUUAAGAGACAUAAUUGUUAUACAGUAGUUCUCAGAAAACUGACUUUCGACUGGUCUUCACAUCAUGUCUCAAUCAUUGUGCUUCAUUUCUUCAUUCAUCAUUUUCCACAAUUCUGAAUCAGACUUAGCUUUUACUUUUGAAUAUAAAAGAAAAAGGUGUCCAAAUUUGUUAUUUUGUACACUCUAUUUGUUACUACAAAUUAAAAGAAAACAGUAAACAUCACACUAACAACUCAUUUCCAGUCAGAGUUUGAUCAUCUACGUCAUGAUUCAGUGAAAACAUCAAAUGUUAUCGUAAAUUGUUCACAGCUUUUGCAGUGACUGCUUAAAAAUGAUCAUUUUCAUUUGAAUCAAUCCUUGUUCUUUGUUCUUUAUUGAUGCAUUUUGUGUUUUUGAAGCCCAAUAGAGAAACGGAGAGAAUUGGGAUUGUUUAUUUCAGCAAAUAGAACUUGAACCAUGGUAGCACUUAUGUUACUGCAUCGUAUCUGCAGUCCAGACCUGUCACUCACUGAGUACGCUGGCAGAAAACAACUUAUUCUAUAUUGAAGGAAAAUGUGUUAAUACAAUGGAAUGUUUUUAUUUUCCCUGAAAUGGUACUGGAAAAUAUGUGUCUCUGUCACAAAGUUUAUAUUUAUGUUAUUUUUUAGUGACACAUAAGGUAUAAAAGUUUUUCAA